CCUCUUCUUCUUGCAACAUUUGACGUUUGCAAUAAGAAGAUUAAAAGUCUUACACACGCACGCAUCGGGUUUUAUUUUGGGUUUGGCGUGGAAAAGUAGGCCCAAGCCAAGCCAGCAAGGACCACUCUUCGCUGGGACUGCAGCAGAUUCGUGUUAGUUUCGCAGGCGGUGAACCCAUGAGGCACGCAUGAUAUUCCAAUAGGAGAGGGGAGCUAGUGCGCAAAAAGCACAGGCUCCAUCGCGGGACAUGGCGACACGUCAGGACGACGAGAUGGGAGGCGGCGGGGCCGAGCCAGCCCCCAUUCGCGUCCUGCCACACACGGAGGAAGUGGCCAACUUCCUGGUCCACCAGCAGCACCAAAACCAAAACUACCUAAUCCACCAGCAGCAGCACGGCCAGGCGCCUGGGCCCAUGAUGUGGCCACCUCCCCCGUUUCCGCCCCAUCUCCAACAGCAGCAGCCACAGCCGCACUUGUACAACGAGUAUCUGUACAACCUUACAUAUUCCGGGCAGCCAGGCCAGCCGGAAACCUACUCGGUGCUGCCCGUGGGACACGGAAACUUCCUCAAGGUGUACCACUGCCCGGAGAACCAGGUCAGCGAGUCCAGCGCUCCGCUCUUCACGCAUAUCAACAUGGCCCCGCUGAACCACCAUCAGCUGCAGCACCAUCAGACCGCUCCGCCGACUCCGCCUCAGCCGACUCCGCUCUACGAACUGUUUGCCACGAAUCCUCUGACCUUGCCGCAGGCCCAGCAACAAGAAGCCCAGCAGCGCCAGUCCCAGCAGACGCAGUCUCAGAGUCCUACUGCCCCCCAAGUCAUUCACUCACCGAGCAGUGCCAAUCUGCUCAUCAACAACCUGGUUAACAACUGGUCACCGAACCUGACUGGCGGGACUUACAUUCAAUUCGGGGAUGAGGCUAACGAAAAUGACAUCCACCAGGCUGACCCCCUGGCGACCCAGCAGCCGCAGCUUCCGAAGCAGGAGCCCCCGGAGCCCCCGUCGAAGUCCGUCAGUCCACUGCCAGUGGCCUCCAAAACUGUCAAGGCCCACAAAAUGCCUUUGGGCACUGCCACCGUCUCACCAACUGCCAUCAACAAGUCGUGCGUUGUUGUGCCUGGCCAGCCCGAGGGCAAGAAGCGCAUCGUGGCCGAGGUAAAGCCCAUGCCCAUGUCGUACUCGGAUGUCCUCAGCAAAGGAACGAAGUUGAGUGCUGCAGGGGCAGAUAUACGCGCGGGCAACGGAGUCGACUACAGUACACAACCGCAGCGGCGUCAGGGGAAGGAGGAUGGAAAUGGAAAUCGUGAGAUGCGCACGGCAAAGCGUUCACCUAUGCACGAUGCCAAGGAGAUUGGUUCGGCACAGGCCAGUGUUGGUCAUGCGCAUGCCAGCCGAGGCAAGAAGCGUGGUCCGGCCAACCAGGCGGCGCCGCUCAAGGUGCAACACUCGCAGUCCCUCCAACAGACCACUCCUCAGACGCAGAUCAAAUCAAGCAAGGCCAUUAAUCAGGAAAAGAAGCGGCCACUUCAGCCGAAGAACUUAAACAGUAACAUCCUUAAGUCUUCAGAGCAAAAGAUAAGUUCCGCUUCUGUCCCCUCUAACAGCAGCUUGCCGAGUCACAGCAGUUCGACUCCGGCCACCAAUUUCAGCUCCUUAUCACGAAAGUCAGGCAGUAACAGGACCAAUUCCUAUGCCAGUCACUCGAAUCACACUGGAGCCCACAGCAAUUUGGGGAGCAGCAGUAACAAUAGCACCUUCAAUUACUCCAGCAAUAACAAUGUUAGUUCCUCUUCGUCCAAACGGUAUUCCUCCUCGAAUCUUAACUCGAAUAGCACUUCUGGCUACUCCUACUCAUCGAAGCGCAAUCGAAGCAAUGCCUACUCCUCAUCAAACUCGCCCACCCAUGCCAACGGUUUUUCCAGCAACCGCAACUAUGAGUUGGCCAAGCGUAUUCUGCAUACCUGGUGGAUCUACACCCUGAAACUGUUGACAUGGCUGUUCUACUUGGUCUACGAUAUCGUUGUGCUGGGCUUCAGCAUGGGCUUCGAGAGGAUGACUUUGGCAUACGAAUCGGGAUUGGCCUACGCGCGGCAGCUGCACAAGGAACUCAAGCAGAACUCUGGCAAGCCGAGCAUUUGGUGGCGAAGUUACUGGCGUCGACUCGACACUCGAUUUGCCAAGAACUCACGCUGGGCCGUAUGGCGACGUUUUUACAAACGCAAACCCCCUGAACCCACAUCUGAGCAGUUCAAAACUGGUCGCCUGCCACAAACAGGCGAAGAGGCAAUGUACUCGCUGCUGAAUUGCAAAGGAAAAGAUGCAUACAGCAUACUUGGUGUCCCACCAGAUAGCUCCCAGGAGCAGAUACGUAAGCAUUACAAGAAAAUAGCUGUUCUCGUACAUCCAGACAAAAACAAACAGGCCGGUGCUGAGGAGGCGUUUAAAGUGCUGCAGCGCGCCUUUGAAUUGAUUGGAGAACCGGAGAAUCGUCUAAUUUAUGACCAAAGCAUCGCCGAGACACUGCACGCUGAGAAAGCGUGGACGGAGUUGCAUGAUCUGCUUUCCCAACUGCAAACCAAAAUGGCUGAAGCAGCCAAUACUAUAAGGUGUAGCACCUGUGCCCAGCGCCAUCCUCGCAAGCUAACAGAACGUCCCCAUUAUGCGGCGCGGGAGUGCGCAUCCUGUAAAAUACGACACUCCGCAAAAGAUGGAGACAUUUGGGCCGAAACCAGCAUGAUGGGCUUGCGGUGGAAAUACUUGGCGCUAAUGGACGGCAAAGUCUAUGACAUAACCGAGUGGGCCAACUGCCAAAAAGGAGCUCUUUCACAUUUGGAACCAAACUCCCAUAUGGUGCAGUACCGCAUAGUACGCGGUGCUCAGCAACAACAGCAGCAGCAGCAGCAACAACAACACCACCAGCAACCGCAGCAACAACAUCACGACCGGGGUGCUCAUCAUCCAGGCGGGGGAGUUAGUGGUGUUAGCGAGGCUACAUUGCACGAGUUCUUAGACAAUUUGUAUAGCGGUCAGCAUCCGGGGGCGCCCAACGCCUUUGCCGGAAAUGCGCGUCGGCGAACGCGCCGUAACUAAGCAUCGCGGGCAUAGUCUUAAGUGUUUUAAAAUCUCUAAUCUACAGUUAUAAUCCACCCAAUGUCGCCGUCGGCUGCUUGGUCCUUACUCACACACAAACAAAGCACGUUAGCAGCAGCUGUCCACUCAUCUUCCUUACUUAAAUCGCAUUGACUUACUGCACGGCUAUCCUCUAAGUUAGUCUUAUGUUGUCAAGUUCAAUGGCCAUAUUAACUUUUCCAAGCUGUGUUGUUGGAUAAUGAUUUACAGAAGAUCGUGACAUUGUUUGACAUGACACAUUAAAUUGUUGAAUUACUACAUACAAUUUAGACUACUUCUAUGUUUUAAUCUUUUCUUUCUGUCUACAUUUUAUUGUCAGCUUAUCACGCUUAGCUCUUAACAAAAAUCUCUAGUUCUAAGUCCUAAGUUUACUAUUCCCGUCAAUUUCUAAGCGAAUGCGACGGCACACAUGUAAAAUUUAACGCAUCCAAAUUAAACAUACAAUAAUGUUAAUAAAACAAUAUUUAAUGCAUAAAUAUAA
Messenger RNA from Drosophila takahashii, 3611 nucleotides. RefSeq lists its product as uncharacterized. The record is from RefSeq and is a predicted model, not a curated record. NCBI's taxonomy places the organism in Eukaryota, Metazoa, Arthropoda, Insecta, Diptera, Drosophilidae.